This is a messenger RNA of Protobothrops mucrosquamatus (brown spotted pit viper), 265 nucleotides long. Its product is annotated as vinculin-like. NCBI's taxonomy places the organism in Eukaryota, Metazoa, Chordata, Lepidosauria, Squamata, Viperidae. The record is from RefSeq and is a predicted model, not a curated record. Gene Ontology annotation, biological process: cell adhesion. The transcript is spliced from 2 exons. Gene Ontology annotation, molecular function: actin filament binding. The annotation marks the transcript as partial.
GGUGGAAAAUGCGUGCACAAAGCUUGUCCAGGCAGCUCAGAUGCUCCAGACGGAUCCUUACUCAGUCCCUGCUCGCGAUUACCUGAUCGAUGGGUCCCGAGGGAUCCUUUCAGGGACGUCGGACUUGCUUCUGACAUUCGAUGAAGCCGAGGUCCGUAAGAUCAUCCGUGUCUGCAAAGGGAUUCUGGAAUACCUCACCGUGGCUGAAGUGGUGGAGACCAUGGAAGACUUGGUGACCUACACGAAGAACCUGGGACCAGGUUAG